Salmo salar (Atlantic salmon) is the source of this 3610-nucleotide messenger RNA. Lineage: Eukaryota; Metazoa; Chordata; Actinopteri; Salmoniformes; Salmonidae. The record is from RefSeq and is a predicted model, not a curated record.
GACUGUCACUUCUCGGAUUUGUGCAAGCUUCACAACGCAGCAUACCACAGACAGAGACAGACUGGAUAGAUAGAUGAUGGAGAAAGACUGGGAGCAUGAGAGAACGCUUACGGGUAAAGGAAAUGGGAACACCAGGAUAAUGAGGUUGGAGGAGGCGGGUCUCUAUUAAGUCAAAGGAAGGGGAGGAGUCACUGAACAGUUUUUACAAAGACCAGCCCUUACCGAGAAGCACCUCAAAAUAGGUAUGUAUGUGACCACCUAUAGUUACCAUAUCCUUUCACUGAAUGACUCAUCUGCCUAUGACAAUCUAGUUCUGUUCUGUACCCUGAUCGUGACCCCCAGGUAGUUUUAUGUGACAUUGUUUUCAUGAUGCAGUAAAACACCUUGUCUCGCAUAGUUUCACGCUUUAAACAUCGAGUCCCUUGAUUUAUUAUCUUUCUCAAACAUCAUCGUUAUCAUCAUAAUGUAUAAUAAAAAAUAUUAUAAAAUUAAGUAAAUAUUUCAACAGAUAUUACACUGCUACUACACUGUUAUCUCAACAAUUAAGUAAUACUAAAAGUAAUGCAGAAUUAACUAAAUUCAUUGUUGAUUAUUAUAUGAAAAAUUACAUACAGUAUGUUAACAAAUGUACAUAUACGUAAACCUACAAUUCUUACAAAUAUUUCCCAGAAUACAAAGCUGGUCUUAAUAUCUCUCUCAUAGUAGCUUGCUCUGGUAGAUAGUGCCUGAAAUGGAGUGAGGGUGUGGCAGGGAGGGGUGGGGUGGUGGUGUACUGUAGCGCUGUGGACCUCCAGGGUUGUGGCUGGAGUGAAAGCAACAGACCUUCCCCAUGCUGGGUCCUGGGUCCCAGGCAGCUAUUACAGACCUUCCCCAUGCUGGGUCCUGGGCCUCAGGCAGCUAUUACAGACCUUCCCCAUGCUGGGUCCUGGGCCUCAGGCAGCUAUUACAGACCUUCCCCAUGCAGGGUCCUGGGCCUCAGGCAGCUAUUACAGACCUUCCCCAUGCUGGGUCCUGGGUCCCAGGCAGCUAUUACAGACCUUCCCCAUGCUGGGUCCUGGGUCCCAGGCAGCUAUUACAGACCUUCCCCAUGCUGGGUCCUGGGUCUCAGGCAGCUAUUACAGACCUUCCCCAUGCUGGGUCCUGGGCCCCAGGCAGCUAUUACAGACCUUCCCCAUGCUGGGUCCUGGGCCUCCAAGGCAGCUAUUACAGACCUUCCCCAUGCUGGGUCCUGGGUCUCAGGCAGCUAUUACAGACCUUCCCCAUGCUGGGUCCUGGGUCCCAGGCAGCUAUUACAGACCUUCCCCAUGCUGGGUCCUGGGUCUCAGGCAGCUAUUACAGACCUUCCCCAUGCUGGGUCCUGGGUCCCAGGCAGCUAUUACAGACCUUCCCCAUGCUGGGUCCUGGGUCCAAGGCAGCUAUUACAGACCUUCCCCAUGCUGGGUCCUGGGUCCCAGGCAGCUAUUACAGACCUUCCCCAUGCAGGGUCCUGGGCCUCAGGCAGCUAUUAUAGAUCUUCCCCAUGCUGGGUCUUGGGUUCCAGGCAGCUAUUACAGACCUUCCCCAUGCUGGGUCCUGGGCCUCAGGCAGCUAUUACAGACCUUCCCCAUGCUGGGUCCUGGGCCUCAGGCAGCUAUUACAGACCAGUGAACUCCACCCUGGGGAAUUCACUCACUCACUCACUCACUCACUCACUCACUCACUCACUCACUCACUCACUCACUCACUCACUCACUCACUCACUCACUCACUCACUCACUCACUCACUCACUCACUCACUCACUCACUCACUCACUCACUCACUCACUCACACACUCACACACUCACUCACACACUCACUCACGUAUCCUGAUUAUCCCAACACUGUCAAUCUCAGAACCAGACCAGUCCAGAACCAUGUAGUACUGAGGGGGUGUACCUCUUCUUCAACACCCCUGCAACAGCUACAGCAUGUCCUUGUUUGGACAUGGAUUCUGUACUUAGUUUUGUUCUUGGCUUCACUUUACCUUUAAAAGAUCUGAAGCUAAAACGUACAGUAAAAAGGUAUCUUAGUUUUAUGGCUAAUAAUAUAAUUUUUUCUUACAACAUAAUAUUUGGAUAGUUAACAUUACAAAACAUUUUUAUAGAUUUUUAGUAAGCUAUUAAUUUAUAAAUUACAUUGUUUUAGCUUUAAAAAUAUGAAUACACUUUCAUGACUUUGCUUGAGAGUGAGAAGUAUUUAGUGUACUGUAAGUGCAUCCAUUCAUUUGAAAAUAUUGUAAAUGGAUGUUAAUGCUCUCUUUUAACAUUUAUUUGUUCAUUUAAAGAUGCAUCAGUAAAUAUAGAUUAUUUUCUGUGUCUAUUGAAAAUAUUGUCAGGUAGAUAGGUAGGUAGAUAGGUUGAUAGAACAUUUGAAUAUUAGUCUCUAUUGACUAUUACAUUUAUUAUCUUUGAGCUAGCCCUCAAUAUUGUUUUAAGAACGUAUCUUAUGUUUGCUCAUUCGACACGAUGAUCAUAGUAAGAAAAAGUGCUGAAGCUUUUCUAUCAUUAGAGUAUCAUAUUUCAAAGCAUAACAUUCAUUCUCUUCAAAGGCUUUGUUAUCAUUUCCGAGUCCAUGCAAUCCCAUGUGAUACUACUGCUCUCGUUGUGUUUAUUUAGUCUGUCGCUCAACCUCAUAAUCUUCUUAUUUCUAACACCAUGCAUGACAGCUAGCAGAAAGAAUACAGUAACUAUCCAUAUUACAAAAAUAUUCCCAUGCAAUCUGUAAAGACUUUUGAGAUUUGAUUACUCAACUUUUCACAAAUGUUCAUGAAUUAGCUAAAUGGUUAAAUUAUAAUAAUUAUGUUGAAGAUUAAUAAUUUGUGGGGAUGAAUAAUGUGAAUUUAGAUAUUUAUGAAAAUGAAUCUUACAAAAAAAAAUUUUCAAUAGAGAAAGUUAAGGAAUAAAUACAUAAUCAAACAGUACUUUUUUUUAAGAAGCAUGUCGGCACAAAGCAUUUAGAAAUCAAAUACUACCACAAUAUACUGUAUUUUUUUUAUAUGUAUAGUCAUUUCAAUUUUGGUUUAUCUUUACUUGAUAAAUUAUCAGUUGAACAUUGUGGAAAAAUAUUUUAUUAGUCUAUUCUAGUUAUUUUUAUUUUUAUUAUUAGCGUGAUUAUAACCAUUCCUGUUGUCAUUAUUUCUACUUUUGUUGUUGAUAUUGUAGUCAUGUAGUUAUAUUGUAUAUGUACCAUUUACUGUGGUUAUAUGUUUGAAUUUGGGUAGUUUGGGGUUGUUAAAUAAACCUCUUAUAUGUAUAUAUUAAUAGUACAUGUUCUAUUAGGUCUAUACCUCCUCUUGUUGACAUUUUCUUGUUGUUGUGUAAAUAAUCUUUGUAAUAUAUAAUUAAAUGAAUCUUGAUUUAUACCAAACAACAUGCUUGUUGCUGAUAUCGUCACCCUUCAUCUAUCUCAGCCAGUCAGCCUCUCUCUCUAGCCUUGGCCCUGCAAAGACCAGACAUAAUGUGACAGGUAUAAGGACAAACGCACAAUGAAGAGAACAUCUGAGAGACCCCGUUUAGCCAAGGUUGAUGACCCUCCUGCACUUAGCAAUGCAAAAUACAGAAUACAAAUAAUAAUAAAGAUAUGAAAAUGUCA